Heterotrigona itama is the source of this 711-nucleotide messenger RNA. NCBI's taxonomy places the organism in Eukaryota, Metazoa, Arthropoda, Insecta, Hymenoptera, Apidae. The record is from the annotation of a GenBank genome assembly.
AUGCACGUGUUAACGUUACAAAACCAUCACCAUUCGAUUGCAGCCGAAAAUAUAACGCAGGACUUGGACCCGAGAAUCGUAAAUGGUGUAGACGUCGGGCCAAACGAAAUUCUGUUCCAGCAUGCAACCUUACGGGGUCAGGAUUGUCGCCGGAACCAAGAACUUGAACAACCCAUAUUCCGUGCACCAAGCGGUGAGGUUCGUCAUGCACCCGCAAUACAACCCAUCCAACAUUUGGAUCCACGACAUAGCCUUGAUCAAGGUGAGGGAGCCAUUCGUGAUAGGACCGCGCGUACAAAUCGGCGUGCUGCCACAAAGAAAUCAGUUUAUCCCGGAUAACGUGGCCGCUGUUGUGUCAGGAUGGGGCAGACUCAUAGAAAAUGGUCCGUCGACGAUGAUAUGCAAGAAAGUAACUCUCUACAUUACCAACCAGCAAACUUGCAGGAGAAUCUAUGGAAUUCUUUACGACACGCAAAUUUGCGCCAGCGAUCCCAGAGCUAUGAAAGGAUCAUGCCAGGGCGAUUCUGGUGGUCCUCUUACGGUCAACGGGGUAAUCGUUGGAAUCGUAUCGUGGGCAAGAGGAUGUGGCCUGCAAAACUUCCCCAGUGUCUACACUCGCGUUACUUCUUACAUCGAUUGGAUUUAUUCGAACGCUGUUUAAGUUGGGAAAACUUACGACUAACUGUUAACUAAGAGGAUUAACUAAUAAAA